AUGCCGCAGGACAAUCACAGCCGUAGAGUACAGAUCGGACGGUGCACAUGGAGAGGGGAGAGCGUCAGCAGUGGGAUAAUCCGCUGGGAUCGCCUCUGGUCCAAAUCCAAACCCCUCCCCCCUUUUAGCAUCGCCGCGAGGGCCAGGUGGUCUCUGCUGCGGCGGUGCCCACUCUCCUCCUCCCCGAACGUAGCGCCCACCGCGGGGCCGGGGCCCCUGGAGCCGCCGGACCUUCCCCGCCUCGCCAAGUCUGCCCGCAUAUCUCUCUCGCCGCAAGAGGCCGAGGAGUUCGCGCCCAAGAUUCAGCAGGUGGUGGACUGGUUUGGGCAACUUCAAGCGGUUGAUCUUGAAUCCAUUGAGCCUUCACUUAGAGCUGAUACUGCAGCUGGUAGUUCUUUAAGAGAAGAUAAGGCGGAACCAUUUGCUAACAGAGAUGCCAUAAUAGAAGCCCUUCCAAGUUAUGAUGAUCCAUACAUCAAAGUGCCAAAUGCACUGACCAAAGAAUGA
This is a messenger RNA of Triticum turgidum subsp. durum (durum wheat), 507 nucleotides long. The record is from the annotation of a GenBank genome assembly. Lineage: Eukaryota; Viridiplantae; Streptophyta; Magnoliopsida; Poales; Poaceae.